AUGUAACAGGAAAGCAUAUACAAUUUAAUACCCAAAGAGUAUGUUCCUCCACCCAAAGAGCCCAUGUAUAGAUCUGCCUAUCCUUCAAAUCUUGUUCCCACUGCUAGCACUUUCAAUAAUCACACCACAAGCAGACCAAAAGUACUUCCCUACGUUAUCUUUUAAGAUUAACAAUAUCAAUGGAGAUUAUGAAUUGGUCAAGGGUCCUCAUUCUCACAAAGGACAAUCCAACUCUUUAGGUAGGCCCAGAGGUAAAAUCAAAUAAAUGAUGAGAUAGGUUCAUAUAAACCUGAUACAACUAUGUUCAGAUUAAAGAACACUGGAACCAUGGGAUCAAAUUAAUUACCUGAAAGUAUCGAGCAUCAAUUAAAUUUAGUUCAAUCACACAAAUAUCCGCCAUCAAUUAAACCAUAAGUCCCAAAAAAGGAUGAGAAACCAAUACAUGGUCUGAAAUCUAAUAAAAACUUUAUAAUAACGAAUGCUGUCGAAAACAUCUUGUCAGCACCCAAAUAAAUUGUUGAGGAUGUUGCCUGGACAUCGAAAAAAGAUUAUGGAAAAGUUCCAGAUUAUUUAACAAAAAUUAAAUAGAGCAUAGCAAGCGAAUACGAAAUCAUUAGAAACAUGCACAUAAGCGAAGCAGAAGAAAUGGACAAACAAAAAUAUCUUUUAUCUUAGGAAGAAGUAUAAUAAUUAAAGGAAGGACUCAAAAAGAAAUGGGAGUCAGUCAAUAAAGAAUAUUAAUCAAUUACUCAUAUUAGAAUGAUUGAUACUGUUGGUUUGAAAAGAAAGUAAAUCUAAUUAUGACUAUUACAAGGAAAGAGUAAUGUGAAAAAGAAUUAGCUUAAUUAGAAAAAGAUAUUGAAAAACUAAAUAAGAACUAUGUAUUUGUUGAUACAUAAAAAUGA
This is a messenger RNA of Paramecium octaurelia, 905 nucleotides long. The record is from the annotation of a GenBank genome assembly. NCBI's taxonomy places the organism in Eukaryota, Ciliophora, Oligohymenophorea, Peniculida, Parameciidae.